CAUGGCGGCGUUUGUGGCAGGCCUGCUUGGCAUCAGCGAGCAGGAGUUUCAAUUCCGCGUGCAGCGAGCCAACCACUUGACGGUCGCUCCUCUCCUGAGCCUCUACCACUCCAUCUCUCCUCUUCUAGGUCUCACUGCCUCCUCUGAUGAUCUUCCGCUGGUUGCUGCUGUUCAUGAGGCAGUCCCUCUCUCUACUUCUUCUCAGCCUGCUCAGCUCCUCGAGGAUGCGGAUGGUGAACAAAACCAUGCGCACUUUGACGCCUCCGCUAUCGAGCCCCUCAGCCUGAACUCCGACGCUAAAUCUCAGGAGGGAGAGCUGCAGCUUACUUUGCGCGAGCAGGGACUGUGCGGCAGGUGGGAGGCGCUGCCUCAAAGGGGAGAGCGGGAGGGGGGUACUUUGACUUUUUGUUUGGAGGAGGGCUUGGCUGGACGCGGGGAGGCCCUCCGGAGAACCCCGCCUCAGGACUGA
Messenger RNA from Klebsormidium nitens, 469 nucleotides. NCBI's taxonomy places the organism in Eukaryota, Viridiplantae, Streptophyta, Klebsormidiophyceae, Klebsormidiales, Klebsormidiaceae. The record is from the annotation of a GenBank genome assembly.